This is a messenger RNA of Sclerotinia borealis F-4128, 1395 nucleotides long. The record is from the annotation of a GenBank genome assembly. NCBI's taxonomy places the organism in Eukaryota, Fungi, Ascomycota, Leotiomycetes, Helotiales, Sclerotiniaceae.
AUGAGCGUACCAACGGAUCCUGCGGUAAUGCAGACGCAUACUCAAAGACUGGCAUUGGAAAGGACGACCACAGGCACGAGCGCCGGUUCUGGUAAGAGUACCGGUAUGGGAUUUAGAGCGGGAGUGGGCUUGGAGCAUGUAGCGCGCAGGACGCUGGGGAUGGUGUUAUUGGGGGUUACGGUGAUCUUGUGGACGAGCAGUAAUUUUCUUGCUAGUUACAUCUUCGCCGAUAACACCUACUCGAAACCUUAUUUCGUUACAUAUAUCAACACGUCGUUCUUUGCUGUAUCGUUGAUCCCUAUUCUUUUGCGAACAUCGAGGCAACAUGGGUGGUCGUAUGUGAAGGAUACUCUGGUGGAUUACUAUCAUGAACAAAUUUCAGACUACAGCUCUCAACUCAAGAAUCUCCGCAAAGGAUGGCGUACCCGCGAAUCCAGUCGAGAAGAUCAAGAAUACGAUUCUUUGAGUGCUUCUCACUCCCGUCUCCUAGCUUCUGCCGACGACCUUGAUAGGAAUCUUGCCCAACCACAAGAGCAAGAAAAGGAAGACAAACUAAGUGUAUCCGAAACCGCCAAACUCUCCCUCGAGUUCUCUCUCCUCUGGUUUAUAGCCAAUUACCUCGUAGCCGGCUGCCUCGAAUAUACAUCUGUCGCUUCAUCCACAAUCCUCACCUCCACCUCCUCCAUCUUCACGCUUCUCUUCGGCGCCCUUAUCCGGGUCGAAUCAUUCAGCAUCCGCAAACUCCUCGGUGUCCUCGCCUCUUUCGUAGGCAUCAUCCUUAUCUCCUCGGUCGAUCUAGGUAGUACGGACAACGACUCGAAUCGCGGAAACUUUCCACACAAAUCGCAAGCCCAGAUUGCUAUUGGCGAUAUCAUGGCCUUUGGAAGCGCGGUCAUGUAUGGGCUUUACGCAGUCGUGAUGAAGAAACGCUGUGGCAAUGAAGAUCGUGUCGAUAUGCCCCUGUUCUUUGGACUGGUUGGUCUCUUCAAUGUGAUGUUUCUCUGGCCCGGUUUCUUCAUUUUGCAUUUCUCCGGCGUGGAAAAGUUCGAGUUGCCUCCCACAGGCAAAAUCUGGCUCAUCGUAUUAUUAAAUUCUCUGAGUAGUUUCAUAAGCGAUUAUUGCUGGGCGUAUGCCAUGCUCUUGACAACGCCGUUGGUGGUCACGGUAGGAUUGAGCAUGACGAUUCCGUUGAGUUUGGUGGGGCAGAUGUGGUUGAAUGAGCAGACGAGUACUGGGGUUUAUUGGGUGGGUGCGUUGGUUGUGGUGGGCAGUUUUGUAUUUGUUAAUCAUGAGAGUAAGGAGGAGGAGAAGCAGCAGCAGGUGGGGGAAGAAAGAAUAGUAAUACCUAUUGUUGUUGUGGUGGAUCAUGAUGAGAUGGGGGAUGAAGCGGUUUAG